CCUAAUUGCCUAGUUCUUUCUUUUGGUUUUGUGGUGAAACACGAGCUGGUCGUUUCUUUAUGCGACUCACCCAUGCAGAGAUAAAUGAAAGGCGAAAGAGAGUGCGCAGGGAAGAGAUGAAGGCAGACAGCUGUGUUUUUGUGUUGCUAUUUUGAGCGUCUGGCCGCUGCUCUACUCCCCUGGUCUGGCCCGGCCUAUUUCUGUCCUGGGCUGGUCCUGCUGCUAUUCUUGGCACCUGAGCGAGAGAGAGAGAGAGAAAGUGCAGUAAGAGAGACAGCGCGGUUAGGAAGAGUAACGGAGAGAGAAAGCGUGAGACAGACAGACAGAGAGAGUUUCCUGUACAGAGGUUGAGAGGCAGGAACAGAGCUGACGUUCUCACCUGUGACGUCUCCUCGCUGAUCUACCUGAUGAAACUCGGCAGGGACAGCUAGAAGACAAGACAGAAGAGGCAAAAAGAGGCCCGGAACAACCAGAACGACUGUGCAAGAGAGAGACGGAUCAAAGGAGAGGAAGUUGGGACGCUGAGAGCGAGGUCUGAAGCUCGAGUUAUGCUGCAGACCAUUUAUGAAGCUGACUCCAGCAUCACUGCAGAGUGGAGGAGGAGAAGCCUGGACGCUCACGCCGCUGCCAUCGGAUCAGAUUCGGAGGGGUUGUCUGCAGUGGGCACGUCUGGGGUCAGUAUGCUGGACUGGGACCGUGAUUCUGAUGAUUGGGAGAAGCAGUUACAGCGCGAGCUGCUUCUGAUCCAGAGACAGCAGCAGAUCCAGAAACAGCUACUCAUCUCUGAGUUCCAGAAACAGCACCAGAACCUACUGAGACAACAUCAGGCCCAGCUCGAGGAGCACAUCAAGCUCCAGCAGGCUCUGUUAACUCUCCGGCAGCAGCAGGAAGUGUUCGCUGAGGAGCGUCGGCUGGUGGGUGAGGAGGAGAGAGAGGAGGUGCGAGAGGACGAGAAGGAGCUUCACAGGAGAGAAACGCAGAAACACCAGCACCACAGACGGAAGGAGCGAUCCAAAGAGAGUGCAAUGGCAAGUACUGAAGUUCGGCAGAAACUGCACGACUUUCUGAUGAGUAAAUCGGCUAAAGACCCGUCCGUGUCCGGCGCUGGUUACCCUCUCAGCCGCUCAAAACUGUGGUACAGCUCCGCCCACCCGGGUCCUGCAGAUCAGAGCUCCCCUCCGCUAGGAGAGACUCCGCCCACCUUCAAAUACCCUCUGACCUCUGGCCUGGACUACAGAGAGGACUUCCCUCUCAGGAAGACUGCAUCUGAGCCCAAUCUGAAGGUCCGGUCCAGACUCAAACAGAAGGUUUCUGAGAGAAGAAGUGGACCUAUACGCCGCAGAGACGGCAGCGUUCUCGUCACGCCACUGAAAAAGCGAACUUUAGAACUAACAGAUUCUUCAGCCAAUGAGAGCCCUGCAGGUUCUGGACCGAGCUCACCCAUUGGCUUGUGCAGCAAUGAGAACGGAGCAACAUACCGGUCCAGCACCAACCAAAUUGAGCGUUGUCUGUCUCAGAGUGGCGUCCUACAGACGGAUGGAUCCAUGUCCCUGUUGAAUCUCUACACGUCCCCCUCUCUGCCCAACCUCACGCUGGCUCUGCACCCUGCUCACGCUCACAUCUGCACGGGUACGGCGCUGAAAGAUCGGAGCACAGAAGGACUGGCGGCUGCCGCGUCUCCCGUCUCGCUGGAGUCUAAAGUGAGCAACGGGCAGCAAGCGCUCCUGCAACACCUGCUGCUGAAGGAGCAGAGACAGCAGAGGAUGAUCUCGCCUGUCACAGGCAGCGUUCCCGUGCUGUCCUCGUCUCCUCUGGCGAUGAAGGAGCGUCCGUCCGCGAGCUCUCGCACCAGGUUACCGCGGCACCGACCCCUGAACCGGACGCAGUCGGCGCCGCUGCCACAGAGCGCUCUGGCCCAGCUCGUGCUGCAGCAACAGCACCACAACUUCGUGGAGAAGCAGAAACAGUAUCAGCAACAGAUUCACAUCAGCCAGGUUUUGUCUCAAUCCAUCGAGCAGCUGAGGAACUCCAGCACCCAUCUGGAGGAGGAAGAGGAAGAGUCGGCGGAGCACAGAGAGCCAGAGAUCACAUCGCCCCCUGCUGGAGUCAUCCGCAGCCGCAGCUUCAGAAACUCACACAACGAGCCCGGAGCCGCCCAUGCCAGAGUGAUCCGGCUGAAAACUGAGCCUGAGGACGGAGAGGGAGAGAUUGAGGAAGGAAGAGGGGACGUGAGAGAGAAGGAUACAGGAAGAGAUGCAGGUGAAGAACAGAAGGAGAUUUCAGCUCAGCUGAAACGAAGUGACGCUGAACGCCGUCUUGAAAAUAUGACGGAAACUGAUGUUUGAAAAAGAGAAAUGACGAAAGAAAGGAAGGGCUGAAUCUCAUGAAAACUGUCAAUAUGUCCAGGUCAUAUUAAAACAAAUUAUUUGUUUAUUUUUGUUUAAAGAAAAUUAAGCCUUAAUUUUUUUUUUGCAUUCUGACAAUUAUUUUUGAAAUUUUUUAAAACAUAAUUACAUUUUUUUUUUUUUUGCAUUGUGAGAGUUGUUUUUAAAAUAAAAAACACUAAAAUGAUUAUUUUUUGCAUUUUUUUACAAUCAAAAAAUUUUUAAACUUAUUUAUUAUAUUAUUUUUGCAUUGUGAAAAUUAACAUUUUGAACUUUAAAAAAAAAAAUUAAAAUUAUUAAUUUUUUUGCAUUGUGACAAUUAAUUUUAACAUUUGAAAUUAAAAAAAAAAAUGUAAAGUUGUUUUUUGCAUUGUGACAAUUAUUUUUAAAAUUCAUUUUGUUUUUAAAACAAUUAAAAGUAUUACAUUUUUUUUUUACUUAAAAACAAAAUGUUUAGAGUCAUUAUGAUACUAUAAUUUAUAUAAUUUCUUUUGAUUGUGGGGUGAAAUGUGACCUGGACAUUUUUGAAUUGAGGUUCAACCAAAGAAAAAGAGAGACAGUACGUGAUAAGAAAGAAUCAAAGUGAAGUCAGAUACUGAACGGAAAGAGAAAGUCAAAAGAGUGAAAAUGUGCUUGUCUGUCUUCUGUGCGUCUGUGAUGGAAACACUCACUCAGUCGGAGUUCGCCCUGUUAGUGUGACACUGUAUGUGACCUCUGACCUCUGUCUCUGCUGUGAUCUUCCUUCUAGGUUGUUGUUGUUGUUGUGUGUGAAGCUAAAUAAAGAAAAGCAAUGACCACAGAGCUUCAUUUUACCCCCCACAUUAAAGCAACAGUAGCACAGCAGCUGUUUUUCCACCCGCCCUCGUGUGAAGGGUCAUCUGACUAGAGGAAAUGAUGCUGGCGAGCUUUUCUGCUGCCGCUUAAAUGUCUGUCUGAAGGGUGAUGCGCAGAAACGAUGCUGAAUAACGUCCUUGAUAUCACUGUGUUGUGAAAUCGUCACUGAUUGUUGUCUCGUUUCUGGUGGUCGACCAAUGCCAAUAUAUACACACAACAACAUAAUGAGACGUACUUUCAAUUGCCGAAAGGAAAUGAACACUUACUGAAAACUACUAGUUUUCUCGAUUCCUGUCACGAUUGCACCUGGUUGCGACAAAAACUCACAUUAAGAUGGAAGAGAUGCAGUGAAAAUGCAAUGAUUGCUACUCCCUGCUGUUGUCCAGAGGCCGGAUUUACCAAAAUAUUCUUAAGAAAGAAGUUAAGAAAUUUCUUAAGAUAAAUUCAUAAGUGCAAUUCUUAAGAAAAUCUAUGGCGCUCUCAUAUGUGCUGAAGCUGCUGAAAAUUGUGCUGUAAUUAAAAUGUAAAUAUUAGGUCCCUAUUUGACUUGAUUUGUGGAAUUUCAAAUUCAGCAAAAAGUCACAUGAUGCAUAUUGAUAACCGAUCAUUGUUUAUCGAUCACUGAUAUUAUUUUAGAAGACUCGUGCACGUUAUUUUGGUAUCAUUGAUAGUUUUUAUUAAUAUUUUGAAUUAGUUUUUAUUUUUAUAUUUUCUGUUUUAAUUUUAAAGUUUUAUGAAUUUUGUUGUGUUUUUAUCAUUUUUAUUAGUUGUUUUUUUUUAAAUAUAUCUGUAUUGUUUUUUAAUUUUAUUUCAGUUUUAGUUUUAGUUUAGUACAUCAAGUUAAACAAGAAAUUGAGAAAUGUUGGUGUCUUGCUGAAAUAAAUUGUUUAAUUUUAAGAUUUUAUUUUAUUUCAAUUAAUGUUAAUUUGUAAUUCGUAAUUAACGUAAUUCAGUUAUUUCAAGUAACGAAAUUUUUUUAUUUUUUUAUUUAUUUUUUUAGAGGCCAUUUACAAGACAGUUUUCAACUAAAAAUGGAAAAACGUUUUAUGCGUUUUGGCUGUUCAUUUACACGACAGCUGCGUUUUUGGGGCCUGAAAACGCAAACUUUUGAGAAUGGUUUUAAAAGUGCAAGUUUUCGAAAACAAUACCAUUAUCAUCUCCAUGUAAACUACAAAAACCGAAUUUGUGAAAACUGGGAGGUCAUGCGCGUUACGUGUUCAAUCUGUUGGCACGUAGUGUUUCUUUACAAAGUCACAUCGCCACCUACUGGCCUGGCGGCAGAAUACAGCGUUUAGUCCUUGAACUUUUCUGUUUUUACUACAUCAUUGUCAUGUAAACAUACCCUUAAUUAUAGUUAACUAUAAUAACCCUGAUCCAUAGUUAUAGUACUAUAUAGCUAGUGUUAUGUUGCAAUGCUUAAUAUUUGAAACAACUCAAAUAUUGAAGUCAAAAAACAUCAUUAAAUUUCAUUAAACAUCUUACCGUUAAGAAUUUAAGACAUGAUUUUGAAUAACAUUCUUUUUGGGAAUUCGAAUUUUUCUUAACUUUAUUCUUAAGUUGGAAAAGAAGAAGAAUGUUUGGUGAAUCCGGCCCCAGGUUUUCUGUGUGUGUUUACAUGAUGAGGUCUGUGUUUGUGACGUGUGCAGUUCGACCAGUCAAGGAUUCACAUGAUUCAGUGAUUCGGAUCAGUCAGUGUUGGUGUUUUGAUGUGUCUUAUGUCUUGUUUGUUAGUGAACAAAAUAAAUAUAAUAAUGGUGUGAAGAGCCAACAAGAAUCUUAGUGUCGAUGACAAACCUUUUGUCCAUGUGAUGUUUGUAGUAAAAACACUGAUAUUUCAUGUCUGUACCAUCUAAAGUUUUCAUUUUCACGAUGAUGCCAGCACAGAUCCUCUGAGAUGUAUAAAGUUUUGUGAAUUAUUUUGUGAUCAUACACUGUGUUCAAGGCCUGUGAGAUGUACAGCACAGAUGAAUUAAUCGCCGUCACUAAUCACACUAAUGAAAUGAAUGAUUGACGGUUUCUUAAUCAUGUGGCCAUAAAAGUACAACAAAAGCCUGUUUUUACUUCACUGCUAUGUAAAUAAAGUUUAUUAUCCACUGUUACGCUAGAUUGAAACAAUAACUGCAUGAAAAACCUUGGGUCGAAGGUCAUGUUUACGUUGACAUUAUAGUUUUAAAAUAAAAGUCAUUUCUAAAACCUC
Ctenopharyngodon idella (grass carp) is the source of this 5415-nucleotide messenger RNA. Its product is annotated as histone deacetylase 9-B. The transcript is spliced from 11 exons. The coding region runs from base 549 to 2345 and encodes 598 amino acids. Gene Ontology annotation, biological process: chromatin organization. Gene Ontology annotation, cellular component: histone deacetylase complex. Gene Ontology annotation, molecular function: histone deacetylase activity. Lineage: Eukaryota; Metazoa; Chordata; Actinopteri; Cypriniformes; Xenocyprididae. The record is from RefSeq and is a predicted model, not a curated record.